Plasmodium gallinaceum is the source of this 972-nucleotide messenger RNA. RefSeq names its product U5 snrnp-specific protein, putative. The record is from RefSeq and is a predicted model, not a curated record. Gene Ontology annotation, cellular component: catalytic step 2 spliceosome. The transcript has a single exon. Bases 1 to 972 code for a protein of 323 amino acids. Lineage: Eukaryota; Apicomplexa; Aconoidasida; Haemosporida; Plasmodiidae. Gene Ontology annotation, molecular function: protein binding; RNA binding.
AUGGCAAUUGUUAAAUCAAAUAUAUAUACUAUGGAAGAAGAAGAAAAUGAAAUUAAAGAAAGAAAAACAGGUUUAUAUUUUCCAAAUAUGUUAAUAAACACCCAUAAAGGUGAAGUUUAUUCAGUUAAUUUUUCUUCAGAUGGGAGAUUUCUUUCUUCAUCAAGUUUUGAUAUGACUAUUAUGAUUCAUAAUGUGUAUAAUGAAUGUGAAACAAUUAAUGUUUUAAGAGGGCAUAAAAAUGCAGUAUUACAAGCAAAAUGGUCAAAAGACGAUAGUUAUAUAUGCAGUGCUUCAGCUGAUCACAAUUUGUGUUUAUGGGAUGUAGAAAAUGAAUCAAAAAUAAAAAGUUUUAAAGGUCAUACAAGUAUUGUUAAUGCUCUGGAUAUAAUUAAUCAUAACUCAUUUGUUUCAUGUAGUGAUGACUGCACUCUUAAAUUAUGGGAUUUUAGAUGCAAAAAAUCGAUUCAUACUAUUAAACAAGAUUUUCCCUUAUUGGCUGUGUGUUCAGAUAAAAAGGGAGAAUUUAUUUAUACCAGUUGUGUUGAUAAUACAAUUAAAGUUUAUGAUAGUAAAAAUUACAAAUUAAAAGAUAUAUUAACAGGACAUAAAGAUUAUAUAAGUGGAUUAGAUAUAAAUAACGACGAAACUAUAUUAGCUUCUAUUAGUGCAGAUGAAACUAUAUGCUUUUGGGAUAUUCAACCAUUCUCUUGUGACGAAAAAUUAUUAUUUAAUUUGAAAGCACCAAAAUAUAACGUUGAUUAUAAUUUAAUUAAAUUAAGAUUUAACAAUGAUAAUCUUUUAGCAUGUGGAAGUGGAGAUAAUUAUUUAUAUAUUUAUGAUUAUAAACAAAAAAGUUUAAAAUAUUCUCUUCCAGGACACCAUAGUACUAUUAAUGAUGUUUGUUUUCAUCCUUUUGAAGAAAUAAUAGCUUCCUGCUCAUCUGACCAUACAAUAUUUCUAGGAGAGUUAUAA